AUGGCGUCUCAAUGGUCAAUCAAGAACUGGGACGCCGAUAGUUUCCUGCAGCAAGCCCUGAGCGAUGCGCUGGAGCGCCACGCAGCGAUUUACGCUUGCGUCUUCCUGCCGCCAGGGCCGGACGGCCUCGAGCUGCUGGCGGCGGGCUACAGCAGCGGCGGCAUCAGGGUGUUUGACUGGCGGCAGGCCUCCAAGCUGUGGCUCAGCUCGCGGCAAGCGGCGCGGCACAGCCUGCACUGGCACGCGCACCCGGGCGGCGUGUACGCGCUCGCGGUCGCAGGGGAAGGGCCGUCCGCGGCGCUGAUCAGCUGCGGCGACGACGGCGCCGUGCGCGGCUGGAGCGUGCGAGAAAUAUGCGAGGUGGUCAAAGAGCAGCAGCAGCAGCAGCAGCAGCAGCAACCGCAGCAGCAGCAACCGCAGCAGCAGCAGCGGCCCGGCGCGGGCCCUCGGGCGCUGUUCGAGGUCACAGUGCCCAGAGCCGACCCGCCCUUCCCCAUAACGGCGUCGGCGCACCCGGCGGCGCAGGCACUUUCAGUCGACCAGGCGCGGGGCGCGGCGUACGUGGGCGCGAGCGACGGCGGAGUGCACUUGUAUGACCUGGGGCGGCUCGGAGAGGGCGGCGGCAAGCGGGGGGGCGGCGGUGCCGCAGCAGGCGGCGGCGGUGGCGGGGCGGGGCCGGCGGCGUCGUUCGCGGGCCACGCGGCGGCGGUGCUGGGGAUGGACUGCUGCGGCGCGACGGGGCAGGUCGCGACGGCGUCGGAGGUGCGGGCUGGGGCCGCGCAUGGAGGAGCCACGAGCGGCUCGGGGAAUCGGGAGGUCGUUUGCAUUGCGGAAAAACAACUGGGGUGA
This is a messenger RNA of Monoraphidium neglectum, 849 nucleotides long. RefSeq lists its product as hypothetical. The coding region runs from base 1 to 849 and encodes 282 amino acids. Gene Ontology annotation, biological process: mRNA export from nucleus. Gene Ontology annotation, molecular function: protein binding. The transcript has 4 exons. The record is from RefSeq and is a predicted model, not a curated record. Gene Ontology annotation, cellular component: THO complex; transcription export complex. Lineage: Eukaryota; Viridiplantae; Chlorophyta; Chlorophyceae; Sphaeropleales; Selenastraceae.